Messenger RNA from Linum tenue, 537 nucleotides. The record is from the annotation of a GenBank genome assembly. NCBI's taxonomy places the organism in Eukaryota, Viridiplantae, Streptophyta, Magnoliopsida, Malpighiales, Linaceae.
AUGAAAACGUUUGAAAAGAUCAUGGAAUAUGCUGACUCUCAUGGUGGUGUAGGUCUUCACCAUUUGUCCGUCAUCGACGAGUAUUUGGGUUUCAACAUCAGAGACGCGACCGGUGUCAUCACCCGCUUCUCAUCAUCACGGCUGUUUGAUCCGUUUGGUAAUCUGCCUCGUCUGAACUACCUGAAGUUGAUUCAAUGCAUUGUGAUUUCCAAUGGGACUUGCUUCCAAAUAUCAGGGCUUGAGUUGCUUGACCUUGAAAUGCAGAGUUUAAGCUUCUACGGCGUCUAUGAAGUGAUAGCUCCGAAGCUAAAAUCUUUCCGUCUAUGGGAUGCUGGCAUUGAUCCAUAUCUCCCCAAAUUGAAACUCCCUGCUCUUGACUAUGCCGAUAUCCGUCUUGGUUUGAAAUAUGAUAAUGAAGCAUCGGAAGAGAAGAUUCGUGCAUUUAUGAAUCUUUUGGGUAGUCUGCCGAAUGCAGAGUGUCUCCAGCUACGGUUCGACAAGGUACGAACUGGCUGCUCUUUGCAAGGAACAUCUUAG